Aspergillus nomiae NRRL 13137 is the source of this 2115-nucleotide messenger RNA. RefSeq lists its product as uncharacterized. Gene Ontology annotation, biological process: transmembrane transport. Lineage: Eukaryota; Fungi; Ascomycota; Eurotiomycetes; Eurotiales; Aspergillaceae. Gene Ontology annotation, molecular function: transmembrane transporter activity. The transcript is spliced from 14 exons. The record is from RefSeq and is a predicted model, not a curated record. Bases 34 to 2115 code for a protein of 693 amino acids. Gene Ontology annotation, cellular component: membrane.
UUUUCAAGUGAUGAGAAGCGCAGAAAAUUUACAAUGGCACCAGUAAAGAAUCGAAAUGACUUGGACAAACCGGGCUUCUCACCGGCAGAAGAAGAAGUGGGAAUCACGACAAAUUCGCAUCAAAGGACAGACAGAAACCUACAGAAGAUCCAUCGCGAAGUUGACUUUCGCAUUCUUCUGUGGUACUCCUUCGUUUAUCUGAUUAUGCGUAUCGAUGUGACCAACAUUUCAAAUGCGGCUAUUAUCAACAUCGAAGAGGGAAAUGGGAUUAAGAAGGAACUGGGCAAUUUGUCCAGUGAGCAGUGGGCAUGGGCAUUGAGCAUAUUCUACUAUCCAUAUAUGUUUUUCGAACCAGCAUCUACCGUCCUUUUGAAGAGAUGGUCGCCUUCGGUAUGGAUGUCGAGGAUUAUGAUUACCUGGGGAAUCAUUUCUAUGUGCCAAGGAGCUACUAGAAACUAUGCUGGCAUCCUUGCUACUCGUUUCUUUCUGGGCUUGGCUGAGGCUGGCUUCUACCCCGGAGUAUUAUAUCACCUGAGCUUCUGGUAUAACACAGAUCGAAUGCCGCUUCGACUCGCAUUUUUCUACGCGUCUGGCGUUUUCUCAGGAACCGUUAGUGGCUUACUAGCAUAUGCUAUAUCUUUCAUGAACAAAGCGGGUGGGCUUUCGGGAUGGCGCUGGGUAUUCAUCCUCGAAGGCAUCCCGCCUAUUCUUUGUGGAGUAUAUACAUACUUCUUCCUCCCGAAUUACCCCGAGAACUCUAAUUUCUUGUCCGAAUCAGAGAAACAAACUGUACUCGAAGGUCUUUCCAGCGAUGCACCGAAAAUGAAAGCGAAGACCUUCCAAUGGGAAGAAGUCAAGAUUUUACUGCGUGAUCCGACAAUGAUUACGUUUUCACUGCUGUGGAUCACUCAUGGCAUCGGAGGCUGGGGAAUCUCUUUCGUCCUUCCUACCGUCAUCUACGAGUUGGGAAUGACCAACACGGGUAUUGCGCAGUUGAUGUCGAUGCCGCCCUCCAGCCUAGCAUUCCUCACGCUUGUUAUACUAGGCUAUUUCAUUCGUCUAGAUAAGUUGAACUGCUGGAUUGUAGCCAUUGCCUUGGAACUUGUAUCAAUCAUUAGUUACAUCAUUUUGCUCACAACUGAUAACACCAUUGUGAAAUACAUAUUCAUUAUGAUUUCCAAUGCAGCAGCAUCGUGUGUUUACCCUGUGAUCUGGCCUGAGCGAAUUCGAGCAGUCAAAGGGACUACAUCAUCAGCCCUUGCUAUCGGAAUCACAAACGCAUGUGCCCAAUUGAUGGGUAUCGUUGGCCCUCAAGUAUAUCAGUCCAAGUUCGGCCCUUCCUACCAUCGUCUCACCAUGGCAGCACCAUCUCAGAACAACGAGGCCUCUCUCCCUUCUCCCGCCUGGGUUUGGUCUAACAACUCUGACGUUCAUGCCGCUCGAGAUCGCUCUUGGUUCGGUGACGACUACACACCCUUCCAGUCCUUUGUCACAGGUAUGCUUGGAGACUCGAUCGAAGUCGUUGGGAUUGGAACCGUCGACCUACCCACCAAGACCUCGCCAAAGAAAACCGGUCCGAGUUCGCACGGUGUCGUCCGCUUGAAGAAUGUGCUACAUGCCCCUCGUCUGACCUGUAAUAUCAUUGGAAAACCCAUUCUGAAAGACUACGGUGUCCAAAUUCGGUCCUCCAAUAAGCAUACCUCUGACUCUAUUACCAGCCACUCUGACGGGCGAACCGUUGCCUACUUCAAGUCUAUCACUGGAAACGUCAUGUUUUGGGAAGUCCGGCUUAGCGGACCCCUGGUCGGUCCCAAGGUUGGACCUUCACCUUUUAGGCCAUCCGAUGACUACAUGAUUCACGCCUUCUGGCCCGAUAGUGAGCGGCGGAGGUUUGCAGCCUUACAGGCCUCUCGUCAGGCUCAGACCAAGGUCUCUGAGCCUCUCACUCAGAACGAGAAGGCAUGGCUAAAGAAACACCAUGGAUCUGAAUUCAAGUUUCUACGAGACCACGGGCUGAGCAUCUAUGAGGAUGAGGAUCGUGAGGAGGGUCGUACGAUUCUGCGAGCCCUCAUGUCCGAUGAUGAUGAUGAUGAUGAUGAUGAUUCAGAGAUCUAA